This is a messenger RNA of Larimichthys crocea (large yellow croaker), 1694 nucleotides long. RefSeq names its product G patch domain and KOW motifs (gene gpkow). Lineage: Eukaryota; Metazoa; Chordata; Actinopteri; Sciaenidae. Gene Ontology annotation, cellular component: spliceosomal complex. Gene Ontology annotation, molecular function: nucleic acid binding. Bases 41 to 1585 code for a protein of 514 amino acids. The transcript is spliced from 11 exons. The record is from RefSeq and is a predicted model, not a curated record. Gene Ontology annotation, biological process: mRNA splicing, via spliceosome.
GAAUUCUCUUUUCUUACUUCUCUCCCGGUUACAAACAAUAAUGGCGUCGCACGGUUGGGAAGAUACAUUUGCCGCUAAGACUCAAGUCACUUCUGGGGACCAAGGGGAGAGAAAAAACGCGGCGGUGUCGUUUGGUUUCACUAAAACAGUUAGUAAAUUUAAACCCUCGACUGGCGACGCCUUGACCAAGAGAGAAGAAAGAGAUUACCUGACCGGAAUCGACAGAAAUGAGCUGCAAAGUACAAAACCAUCUGAGAAGCCCAAGGAGCUCAUCAUCCCUCUGAUCCAGAAGAACCGCUGGCACAAGACGGACCGAGCGGCCCAGAGUGAGAAGAGUGGAGGCAAAACACAAGAGACCGCCCAAGACAAUGACUCUGUGGACUCUCAGGCAGUCAAAGAACUCAUUGAAGACUCCAGGAGGCAGCUUGAGGAGUGGCAGAAUGGCCCUCAGUCAGAAAGAAACCUGAAUCUCAGCAUCCCUCUGCUGUUGCAAAACAAGGUGCCUGAUGGCUUUGAGGAUGGAGACCAGGUGAAGGUGGAUCUACGACCUGAAUCUUCAACAGAAGCAGAUUAUGAGAGCGUUCCUGUUGAGGCUUACGGACUUGCUAUGCUUAAAGGGAUGGGCUGGAGUAAAACAGAAGGGAUUGGACGCACCUUUAAACAAGACGUGAAGCCAAUCGAACACCAGCUCCGUCCUAAAGGUUUGGGUCUCGGAGCUGAUCGUUCAGCCAUAAAAGACCUGGAGCCCGGCAAACAUAAGCGUCCCCCCAAGCCAGGCGAGGAGCAAGCGAAGGAGGAGGAACUCGUGAUGGGUCCGGGUGGCUGUGUGCUGGUGGAGUCCGGGGCACAUAAAGACCUCUAUGGCAAGAUUGAAGGCGUCGAUCCAGACAACGCUCGAGUUAUGGUGAAGCUCGCUAUUGGCAGCAAGACCGUCACAGUCAGCCAGUACGCCAUAAAACUGGUCGGGCGAAAGGAAUACGAGAAAUACAGCAAAGACCUCAGUCGCCUGAGCAAAGCCCACAAAGACAAGGAAAAGGAGAAAGAGAAGGAGAGAGAGCGAGAGAGACGGGAGGAGAGAGAAAGGAGUGCUAACGGCGACAAGGUAAAACACAAGUCUUCAGAAAGAGAUGGAGGAAAAGAAGAGAGGAAGAGGAAGCACAGAGAUCCAAGUCAAGACAGAGAAAAGCCUCCAGUGAAAGAGGCGAGGCGACCAAAGGCUCCACCCUCGUGGCUCCAGAGGGACUUGAAAGUUCGCUUCAUAGACAAAGCUUUCAAAGGGGGCAGGUACUACAACUCAAAGAUGAGUGUGGAGGAUGUCCUGACGCCGUCUACCUGUGUGUGUCGAACUGAAGAGGGAAGACUGUUAGACGAUGUGAAGCAGGACAUGCUGGAAACGAUUGUUCCGAAAAGCGAAUAUGAUUCUGUAAUGGUCGUACUGGGCGAGCACAGAGGACAGGUCGGACGUAUUCUCCAACGGGACAAGAAUAAGUGCAGAGCGAUGGUCCAGCUCGACCGAUACGAGGAGAAAGUGUUCACACUGGACUAUGACUGUAUUUGUCACUAUGUAGGAGCAGCAGACCACUGACUCACAUAUUUCUACAUCCAAAUAAUCCUUUUUCAUCCCAGCCGAAACAUUUUGUACUAAAAAAUAAUGGAUUUAAGAUUUUAAACAGUGCAAUUUUGUAAUAAAACAU